Molecule: messenger RNA, 1954 nt
Organism: Numida meleagris (helmeted guineafowl)
Lineage: Eukaryota; Metazoa; Chordata; Aves; Galliformes; Numididae
Gene: PSMD11
Product: proteasome 26S subunit, non-ATPase 11
Exons: 14
Coding region: 66-1517 (483 amino acids)
Biological process (GO): ubiquitin-dependent protein catabolic process
Cellular component (GO): proteasome regulatory particle, lid subcomplex
Molecular function (GO): protein binding; structural molecule activity
Source: RefSeq, a predicted model, not a curated record
AGUGGGCGUGCAGGGGGGCGGAGCUUCCGCCCCCGGCCGCGAGGAGGAGCGAGGAGAGCGCUAAGAUGGCGGCGGCGGCGGUGCUGGAGUUCCAGCGCGCCCAGUCCCUGCUCUCCACCGACCGCGAGGCGUCCAUCGGCAUCCUGCACUCCAUCGUGAAACGCGACGUCCAGGAGAACGAUGAGGAAGCGGUGCAGGUCAAGGAGCAGAGCAUCCUGGAGCUGGGGUCGCUGCUGGCCAAGACGGGGCAGGCGGAAGAGCUGGGCGGGCUCCUGAAGUACGUGCGGCCCUUCCUGAACUCCAUCAGCAAGGCCAAGGCCGCGCGCCUGGUGCGCUCCCUGCUCGACCUGUUCCUCGACAUGGAGGCGGCCACGGGCCAGGAGGUGGACCUGUGCUUGGAGUGCAUCGAGUGGGCCAAGUCGGAGAAGAGGACUUUCCUCCGCCAGGCGCUGGAGGCCCGGCUGGUCUCGCUGUACUUCGACACCAAGCGGUACCAGGAGGCGCUGCAGCUCGGCUCCCAGCUGCUCCGGGAGCUGAAGAAGAUGGACGACAAAGCGCUGCUGGUGGAGGUGCAGCUGCUGGAGAGCAAGACGUACCACGCGCUGAGCAACCUGCCCAAGGCGCGGGCGGCGCUCACCUCCGCGCGCACCACCGCCAACGCCAUCUACUGCCCCCCCAAGCUGCAGGCCGCGCUGGACAUGCAGUCAGGGAUCAUCCACGCGGCGGAGGAGAAGGACUGGAAAACGGCCUACUCGUAUUUCUACGAGGCGUUCGAGGGCUACGAUUCCAUCGACAACCCCAAGGCCAUCACGGCGCUCAAGUACAUGCUGCUCUGCAAGAUCAUGCUCAACGCCCCCGAGGACGUGCAGGCGCUGGUGAGCGGCAAGCUGGCACUGCGCUACGCGGGGAGACAGACAGAAGCGCUGAAGUGCGUGGCACAGGCCAGCAAGAACCGCUCGCUGGCAGACUUCGAGAAGGCGCUGACAGAUUACAAGGUGGAGCUCCGGGACGACCCCAUCAUUAACACGCACUUGGCCAAGCUGUACGAUAACUUAUUGGAGCAGAACCUGAUCAGAGUCAUCGAGCCCUUCUCCCGAGUGCAGGGUGUGGGUCUGAGUGUAGGGGAGGCCUCGGCAGCCCUUGCCUCGAGGAGCACCGCAGCCCCGCGCUGCAGCUGUGCUGUUGCUCUUCCAGAUGGAGCACAUAUCCGGCCUCAUCAAGCUCUCCAAGGCAGACGUGGAGAGGAAGCUGUCACAGAUGAUCCUGGACAAGAAGUUCCAUGGCAUCCUCGACCAGGGCGAGGGCGUCCUCAUCAUCUUCGACGAGCCCCCCGUGGACAAAACGUACGAAGCCGCCCUGGAGACGAUCCAGAACAUGAGCAAAGUGGUGGAUUCGCUCUACAACAAAGCCAAGAAGUUGACAUAGAGCCGGGGCCGCCCCGCUCGCCGCGUGCGUGUGACGGAGCGCGAGCCCCGCAGGGGACGUUUUCUUCCACUUCUCGCUCGGAACGUUUUUAACCCUCCCCGCCCGCUGCGCGCGGUUCCUGCGGCGCGGCCCCGUCCGCCCGCGCCUCCCGUGUGCGGGGGAACCGCGGGCAGCGGGCGGCUCCCGUCGAUCCGAGGCGAAAGCUGCGGGGCGCCCGGGGCCCGGCGCCGUUCCGCGUCCUCCGCUCCGCCCCGCGUUGCCGAGGGGGGCGAGACCCGGCAGCCUCGGAGCCGCUGCACGGCGCUGGACGGCCCGGCGCCGCGGGGGCCGCCGCCGCCCCACACCACCCCCUCCAGACCCCUCCCGCCCCCCGACUCCUCCUCACCGCACCUCCCGCCCCGCACCCCCUCCCCUCGGUCGCCGUGUGGGUUCUUGGCACCGCCGCUGCGUACCAACGGUUCUUGCUGAGCACCGCCGCUGUAUCUGAUGUUCAGAUGAGUUCCAAUAAAAGGAGGUUUUUUUGGUUUGG